AGAGAUUUCGAUCUUCGAUAUACUGCUGCAGCAGCAACUUCAAAGGACCACAAAACAUUUACAGAAGCUAGUGGGGAGAGAAGAUCUUUGGAGUUCAAUUCUACUUGGAUGAGAACUGUUAUAGGAAAAUUCUUUGAAGGCAAUGAGACUGCAAUCAGCCUAGGUCUGGAUGAACUAACUUCAACAAUCUAUGAUGUCCUCAACUCAGGUCGUAAAGAUGAGGAGCUUCAGAAUGAGGUUAGUUUUCAAGUGACAUGAGCAUGACAUAUUUAUCACGUAUAAAGUCAUUGUAACAUACCCUGGCCACUUUCUUUUUGGGCUUUUCCCCUCUUUUAUUGCCGUUAAACUUUUUCAGGGGGUGGUAAGUAUUUAGCCUACCUUGCCUAUGCAAAAAGUCACAGAAGUUCUUAUGAUACUUUUACUUAGUUAGCUUGAAAUGGUUAAAAAAUUUUAAUAUUCUUACAUAAAUUAAAAAUGUUUUUUUGGGGAAAAAUGUGAUAAAAUCAUAAUAUAAUUUAAAUUAUUGCCACUGAAAAGCAGUAGGACACAUUAUUUAUGUCAUGUGUCAAAUUAUUUAUCAGCUUUGUAAAUUUUUUAUAUACGUAUGCUAUAAUUAUCAUUAUGUGAAAUAAAAACUCCUCAGAGGAAGAUAAUUUUUGGAUUAUUAAUACGAUUUCUCUUUGUAAAAUUCUAGCUUUUUGACCUUCUUGGCUUUGACCGUUUUGAGUUAAUACAGCAGCUUCUAGUCAACCGCAACAACAUAAUCAAAGCUCAUAUGGCAGAAUCUACUAGAGCUAUUCUACAACAGAUGCCAAGUACGUCUCUGAUUCUUAAUGUAAAUUAUAUUAUUAUUCUAAUGUUCUAGAGGCACCCUGGUUAGGUGAACCAAUGCCCUGAUUAGGUGACAAGAAUCUAUUGUGACGACCUGAUUAGGUGACUUGGUGACAUUGUAACCGGGAACACGUAAAGAGCACAGUGAGACCCAAAUACACUGUCACUCAUCCACCGCAUCCUGUGCUUUUUCCAGUUGACUUGCCCCUAAAUAAAAAUAGGCCAGGUUGAGAGAGUGAGCCUGAUGUUAUGUGCUCUUCUCCCUCACUUAAAUGAAAACUAAACACAUAUAUGGACUGGUAGGUGUUGCUCACGGACAAAUACAUAAACGGUCAUCUUUGCUUGUGAAGGACGACAACAGUAACGGAGCCAAACAAAAAAAUCGUAUCACUCUUUCAUCCUGCAAUCAAAUAAGCUUUACAAAUAUGAAUGAAAUAAUCAUAUGAAAAUUUAUUUAUUUGAUUUUUAAAAAAAAUUGUCUAUUUUUGUUGUUAUUAAUGGUUUUCAAAUACUCAAAUUACUUUUAUUUUCUAUAGCUAAAUGUCAUGAUUUUUUUAACAUGUCCAUAAUUCUGAUAUUACACCAAUGUGUUUAGAAAAGAAAUCAGAGAAUGAACGACCAACUUAUGGAUGUCAAGUUAUGGUUCAGGUAAUUAAAUUUGUCAAAUAA
Messenger RNA from Lymnaea stagnalis (great pond snail), 1500 nucleotides. The record is from the annotation of a GenBank genome assembly. Lineage: Eukaryota; Metazoa; Mollusca; Gastropoda; Lymnaeidae.